This is a messenger RNA of Paralichthys olivaceus (Japanese flounder), 1570 nucleotides long. Lineage: Eukaryota; Metazoa; Chordata; Actinopteri; Pleuronectiformes; Paralichthyidae. The record is from RefSeq and is a predicted model, not a curated record.
ACAUGUUUCCAGAUCUACUUCCUCCUCCUGAGAGUCUGACAUGUUUCUGGAUGUACUUCCUGUGUUUGACUCUGUCACCGAUCAAAGUUUAACAGACGACUUGUUCUGUUUAUGAGCUCCGGUCAGAGGAGAAGAAGAAGAACAGGACUAAAAUAUUUAAAUUAAAAGAGUUCAAAUGAGGCCAUGAGCGAACAUCCCGGAGGAGCAGCUGAUUUACUGCGGAGCGGCCAGCUGUGACUUCAACUCCACCUCCGGCUCCGUCCCCACCAGGCCGGCUCAGAAACUGGUGUGGACGCUCCUCGGAUGCUACAUCGGUGUGGGAGUUGUGGCCAUUCUCAUCAUCUCAGUGUUCCUGGACAACAUCGACCAGGAGCAGGCCAGCGAGUUCCGCGGCAGCCGGGAACCUUUUAGUCGAACCUUCCUGGCCACGUUCAGGCUUCUGAAAGACCGGAGGCUGCUGAUGCUCAUCCCUCUCACCAUGUACAGCGGCUUCGAGCAGAGCUUCCUCGCUGGGGAGUACACCAAGAACUAUGUAACGUGCGCUCUGGGGAUCCACUUCGUAGGCUACGUGAUGAUGUGCUUCGGAGCCUCGAACUCUCUGUGCUCGUUCCUCUUCGGGAGACUGGCUCAGUACGUGGGCAGAGCUACUCUCUUCCUCCUCGCUGCACUGCUCAACUUCUCCUGCAUCAUCGCUCUGCUGCUGUGGAGGCCUGAACCUGAUCAGACGGUUGUGUUCUUUGUGUUUUCCGCUCUGUGGGGAGCGGCCGAUGCUAUCUGGCAAACUCAGACCAAUGCACUUUACGGCGUCCUCUUCCCUCGGGACAAAGAGGCAGCGUUUGCCAACUACCGCAUGUGGGAGUCUCUGGGUUUCGUCCUCGCCUUCGCCUACAGCAGCUUCCUGUGUCUAAGCUACAAACUGUACAUCCUGCUGGCUGUCCUGCUGCUGACCGCCGUCACCUACCCCAUUGUGGAGUACCGCGAAUACAAGAAUCCCACGCCAGGCGACAAAGAGGCCUACAAGAGUCACAAAGACACCGUCCACACAAACGACAAAAUCAUCUCUCAGACACAAAUGUAGAGACUGAAUUGUAUUGAGAUUUAGUUAUGCCUUAUACUACAGUAUUCAAAUCCAUCUGUGUUUUUCUUUACUGCGGAAAUCAGUCAACACUGAAAACCCUGAUUUCACCUUUUACUCAUGCUGCCUUCGCCUGGACCCUCUUUCCCACAGUUCCACAAAUAUUAACGUCACAUUUGCGGAACAACAACACGGAUGAGAUGAAAGUUUGCUGGAUGAAAUAUUGUGAAUUAUGUGCAUCGCUCUUCAUGAGCAAGAUUAUGAGAAUAUCAGAACUUUGACAGUUUACGACAAAAGCGCCUGUGCAGCUCGCUGAGUGAACGAUUCAGGAUGUGACUGCUGUUGUUGUAAAUUAAAUAUCCAACUGAAAUGAUGUACUGUAAACUUUAGAAGUGAGAUAACUGCAUAUGUACAUGAAUGUUUUAAAGCUCAGUCACACAACGAGCUUGACGGAGCUAAAACCAGAUUAAUGAUGUUUGUAGUGUUUUCUCCAAA